Molecule: messenger RNA, 1173 nt
Organism: Anopheles cruzii
Lineage: Eukaryota; Metazoa; Arthropoda; Insecta; Diptera; Culicidae
Product: odorant receptor 4-like
Exons: 7
Coding region: 1-1173 (390 amino acids)
Biological process (GO): sensory perception of smell; detection of chemical stimulus involved in sensory perception of smell
Cellular component (GO): plasma membrane
Molecular function (GO): odorant binding; olfactory receptor activity
Source: RefSeq, a predicted model, not a curated record
AUGGCCAAUUUGGUGCUGCUCGAAGUGCGCUACGUUCUGGCGUCGAUCUGCUACUCGUUUCGAUGUUUCUCGUCGACGAUUGCGUUUUCCCGGUUCGAGAAUGCCCUCUACUGGCUGAUGUCGCUCAUCCCGAUGGCGUGUUUGUGCAUUCCUCAGUUCAUCUACCUGCUGCUAGACACGGAAAGUCUCUUCGAAUUCGUAUCGGUCCUGGUGCCGUUCACCGAGAUCGCGCUGACCAAUGUGAAAAUGAUUCUCUGCAACGUGAAACGGUCCGAGAUCAUAAGCCUCAUCAACCAGGUGCAGACUGAGUGGAUGAAAUUCUGCGAGCUGGUGGCAGCCACCACGAAGAAAGUUCGCUUGUUCACGAUAAUCUACACGUCGCUGUUCGGAUUCCUGGGCCUUGAGUUUGGGAUGCUGCCACUGUUCAAGCUUAUCUACUACACGGUGUUUAGCUCGGGAACCGCGAACUACACCGUCACCCUGCCGUACACUCAAAGGUAUUUUUAUAGCACCGAGGGAAAUGUGAGCUUUACCGUCACGUACUUCUGGAUUAUUGUGGCCGUUUACUUGAUUGUGAUGUCGCUUAGUGCAUUCGACUGCUUGUUUGCCACGCUGGCCAUGCAUAUUACAGGGCUGUUUAAGCUGUUGAAUCUCGAAGUCGACCAGAUGAGUGUAGAGCUGCGGGCCGGCGUAGACGCCAAGCAGAUGCGACAGACCUUCAAGCGCAUCGUCCUGAAGCACAAGACCUACCUGUCUCUUAUAGACCGUCUGGAGGACGCGUUCAGCUUUUACAUGAUUCUGCAAUUUCUAACCAGUUCGAUCGUGCUCUGUGUCGUACUCUACGAGUUAACGACGGUUUUCGGUUGGAACGAUGCCACCAUCAAAACGGCGACCUACCUACCGGGGGCCAUCAUACAACUUUACGUGUUCUGCUGGUACGCACAGGAAAUGACCGAGGAGUCAGCCAUGGUGGCCGAUCACAUCUACAACAUCCCCUGGUAUCUGGGUGAUACUAAGCAGCAGAAAAUGUUUCUCACGUUGAUGGUGAAAGCCCAAAAGCCUGCCGGUGUCACGGCGGGCAAGUUCUACCUGAUUACGCUUCACAGCUUUCAACGAAUCAUCAGAGCAUCCUAUUCGUACUUUACAUUGCUUAAAACAGUAAACCAACAAUAG